AUGGUAGUCAAUGUUCUGUUCAUCGAUUCUUAUGACUCUUUUUCUUACAAUUUAGUGAACUUAAUUCGGGCUCAAAACGAUCAACUUCAUGUUACCAUCAUUCACAAUAACACAUUUGCUACUUUCGAAGAACUGCGACAGUUUUUGGUGUAUUUUGACUGUAUUGUGGUUGGACCUGGCCCUGGAAACCCAGAAAAUGGCUAUAAAGAUGUAGGAUUCCUAAACGAAAUGUUCAGCAGCGAUUUGCAAGUUCCAGUUUUGGGCAUCUGUCUAGGAUUCCAAGUGAUGUGCCGCGCGGUGGGAUGUGGCAUUGAGCAAUUGCUCGAGAUAAAACAUGGACAAGUAUAUUCAGUUCAUCUGGUGGGUUCAGAAGUGGCCCAAAAUAAAAAGAAGGAUUCGAAAGAUCUAAGUUUGUUCGCAGACUACCCUACAGACUUCAAUUCUGUACGCUACCAUUCACUACAUGUGUUAGCCGAAAGCGACUGUGAAAGUAUCGUGCCACUUUGUUAUACCUCCGAUGAAAAUGGAAAAGUGCUCAUGGGUGCCCAAAUUGCAGGAACUCCGUGGUAUGGUGUUCAGUACCACCCAGAAUCGUGCUGCUCAGAUCUGGGUGGUCUUCUCAUCUCUAAUUUCUUGAAAAUCGCACACCAAUACAAUGAGUCGCCCGCAAGAAUAGGCUCUCGCUAUUGUCUAGCGAAGGACAAUUCCCAGAAACAAACCGUUAUUGCAUUUCUGGAUAAAACCAUUGAUAAAAGCAGUGUUUACCGCAAAAAAACGCCCAAAGAGGCGCAACUGUCCAUAAAAGAAUGCAGCACCAAACCGAAUUCAAAAUUAGCAGUGAACAUUUGCGACGCUUUGGACGUACCUUUUUUCCUAAUGUCUUCAUCAACCAUACAGAACAAUAGAGGUGAAUACUCGAUAAUAGCAUUACCAAACGAAAAAUCGACUGUCUUCACGCACUACGAUCAGCUGCAAAAGACAUUGGUCUAUAAGUGGCGGGAUCCUGCGAUCGAUUUUAGUGCAAUAGCAGAAUCGCUCUCGGAUAGCGGCACAGUUCAACAAGGCCUUGAGUGCAUCAAAGAACAUAAAUCUCAGUUCUGGAAAACAAUAGGGAAUUUUAUGGAAGACCGUUUGGUCCUCAAUAGGCCUGACUUGCCGUUUGUUGGAGGCCUAGUGGGUGUUUUGGGUUACGAAAUGGGCAAUUUCACAACGAACAGAGAAAAAGGAAAGCCAGUGCCGGAUGCGAAGCUGGUCUUUAUACAAAACAGCAUUGUCGUUGAUUUGAAAAAAGGAACUGUUUCAUUUCUUUCACUCAGCAACGAUUUCCCCUCCCAUGUUGAAGAGACGGUUCGCAAAGUAGUUUCCGAUGCUAGCGUCGAUCUUCCGGUGUCGGAUUUGUCCAAGCUGCCCAGCGGAAUCAGCUACAACAUAAAGAUGGCAUCAAAGGAAAAAUACGCGGAUGCGUUCGAAAAAUCCCAGAAGUAUUUGCACCAAGGAGACUCUUAUGAAGUUUGUUUGACGACACAGACUGAGGUAAAACCGACAGAGCGUAUUGAUCCAUGGCGGAUCUUCAAGACACUGAUAAGAAGAAAUCCGGCUCCAUUCUCGAGUUUUUUUGAGUUCAGUGAUGUAGAAGCAGGGGUUUCUGAUCUGUGUUUACUUUCGACGUCUCCCGAACGGUUCUUAAAAUGGGACAAGAAUUCCUGCGAGCUACGACCUAUCAAGGGAACAGUCAAGAAAGAUGGAUCAACCACACUGGAGUCUGCGACUGAAAUACUCAAAACGCCAAAAGAGUUUGGAGAAAACCUUAUGAUUUUGGACCUAAUUCGUAACGACUUGUAUGAGCUGCUAGACACUGUGACCGUGGACGAGCUAAUGUCGGUGGAGGAAUACGAGACGCUGUAUCAAUUGGUGAGCGUGGUCAAGGGACAUGGCUUACUGGAGUCGGCAUAUUCGGGGAUAGAUUUGCUGCGACAUUCUUUGCCAGCUGGUUCCAUGACCGGAGCGCCCAAAAAAAACACGGUUGAAUUGCUGCAAAACGAGAUAGAGACUGGUCUCAAUGCCCAUCUCACCACGUCAGGCGCUCGUGGAGUUUACUCUGGAGUUACAGGAUACUGGAGUUGCAACGAUCGCGGAGAUUGGUCGGUGAAUAUUCGGUGCAUGUACUCGUACGACAACGCUGAGUCGUGGCGGUUGGGAGCCGGUGGAGCUAUUACUGUCCUGAGUACACUUGAAGGCGAAUGGGAGGAGAUGCAUACCAAACUUUCGAGUGCAUUGCAAAUCUUUCGGGAUGACUGA
This is a messenger RNA of Lachancea sp. 'fantastica', 2298 nucleotides long. Lineage: Eukaryota; Fungi; Ascomycota; Saccharomycetes; Saccharomycetales; Saccharomycetaceae. The record is from the annotation of a GenBank genome assembly.